UGCGACCUGUCUCCCCCGCAGCGAGCCGAGCACCGGGCGCACGGCCGACGCCCGCCGACGGCUUCCGCCUCGGGCUCGUGCGGGCUGGGCGGGCUUCGGCGCCCGGUGUCCUCCAGUCCUCCGCCGCAGGACCCCUCCGCAAGAGGGCCCUCGUCCUUCAUGGCGUCCUCUGAAAGGACCAUGUCGGUUCCGCCCUCUAAACACCCCUCGUGGCUCUUCUCCCUCGGACUGCCAUGGCCUUGACUCUUCCCCGUCACCUCCUCAGUGCGCCUUCCGCCUCCACCGGGUCGCAGUCUCUCUGGCCCGCGUUCCCUCGGGCUCCGCUGUGUCUCCGGGUUCUCCGGCCGCGGCCCGGUUGCCCGGGCGCUGCCCGUGGCUGCCGCCAGAGGGCGCCGUCGGUGGCGGCGCGCACUCCGCGGGGCCGCUCCUCUCGCCGCCCGGGCCUCGCCCCCUGCGCUCGCGCCGCCGGAAGUGGGAGGUGCCGCGCGCGGGCCGGCGCUCGACCCCUCCCCCAGGCUCGGCCGCCCCCCUCCCCCCCUCUCCGCCCGCUCAGAGUGCAGAUGGCGGCCCCUGAGGUAGCUGGCCUUGGGGCCAGUGCCCCCAGUCCUUCGGAAUCCUCUGUUUUAUGUGCUUCCAAGUCAGAUGAAGCUCUACCAGAUGGCCUAAGCCCCAAAGACUCUGCCCAGAAACAGAAGAACUCGUCUCCACAGAGUGUAAGUAGCCAAAUGAUAACCAAGGAGAGGAACAGAAAUGCCCAUUUGGAACACCCAGAACAGAGUCCUGGUUCAUCAAGUGAUACUUCAGCAGCGCACCAGGAGGUUUUAGGAGAAAACUUGGUAGCCACAGCCCUUUGUCUUUCUGGCAGUGGGUCUCAGUCUGAUUUGAAGGACUUGACCAGCCCGGCAGGAGAGGAGGGGGACACGAGCCUCCGGGAGAGCAUCCAUCCAGUCACUCGGCCUCUUAAGGCAGGGUGCCACUCAAAACAACUUGCCUCCAGGAAUUGCUCUGAAGAGAAAGCCCCACCAGCCUCCAUCCUACAGGAAGGUAGCGGGGACACAGGCUUGGAUUUCCGACCUGUAGUGCCUCCCGCAAAUGGGGUUGAAGGAGUCAGAGUGGAUCAGGAUGAUGAUCAGGAUAGCUCUUCCCUGAAGCUUUCUCAGAACAUUGCUGUACAGACUGACUUUAAGACAGCAGAUUCAGAGGUAAACACAGAUCAAGAUAUUGAAAAGAAUCUGGACAAAAUGAUGACAGAGAGAACCCUGUUGAAGGAGCGUUACCAAGAAGUCCUGGACAAGCAGAGGCAGGUGGAAAAUCAGCUUCAAGUGCAAUUAAAGCAGCUUCAGCAAAGGAGAGAAGAAGAAAUGAAGAAUCACCAGGAGAUACUAAAGGCGAUUCAGGAUGUGACCAUAAAGCGGGAAGAAACCAAGAAGAAGAUAGAGAAAGAAAAGAAGGAGUUCUUGCAGAAGGAGCAGGACCUGAAAGCUGAAAUUGAGAAGCUCUGUGAGAAGGGCAGAAGAGAAGUGUGGGAAAUGGAACUGGAUAGACUCAAGAACCAGGAUGGUGAAAUCAAUCGGAACAUUAUGGAAGAGACAGAGCGGGCUUGGAAGGCUGAGAUCCUGUCACUAGAGAGCCGGAAGGAGUUGCUGGUGUUGAAACUGGAAGAAGCAGAAAAAGAAGCAGAGCUGCAUCUGACUUACCUCAAGUCAACUCCCCCAACCCUGGAGACAGUUCGUUCCAAACAGGAGUGGGAGACCAGGCUGAAUGGAGUUCGGAUAAUGAAGAAGAAUGUUCGUGACCAGUUUAAUAGUCACAUCCAGCUAGUGAGGAAUGGAGCUAAGCUGAGCAGCCUUCCUCAGAUCCCUACCCCAACUCUGCCUCCGCCCCCGUCAGAGGCAGAUUUCAUGCUUCAAGUAUUUCAGCCCAGUCCCUCUCUGACCCCUCGGAUGCCCUUCUCUAUUGGGCAGGUCACAAUGCCUAUGGUCAUGCCCAGUGCAGAUCCUCGCUCUUUGUCUUUUCCAAUCUUGAACCCUGCCCUUUCCCAGUCCAGUCAACCAUCCCCACCUCUUCCUGGCUCACAUGGGAGAAAUAGCCCUGGCUUGGGUUCCCUGGUCAGCCCUCAUGGUCCACACAUGCCUCCUGCUGCCUCCAUCCCGCCUCCCCCAGGCUUGGGCGGGAUUAAGGCUUCUACUGAAACUCCCCGGCCCCAACCAGUAGACAAACUGGAGAAGAUCCUGGAAAAGCUGCUGACUCGGUUCCCACAGUGCAAUAAGGCCCAGAUGACCAACAUUCUUCAGCAAAUCAAGACAGCACGUACCACCAUGGCAGGCCUGACCAUGGAGGAGUUAAUCCAGCUGGUAGCUGCACGGCUGGCAGAGCAUGAACGGGUGGCAUCGAGCACUCAGCCACUUGGUCGGAUCCGGGCUUUGUACCCUGCUCCUCUGGCCCAAAUCAGUACCCCAAUGUUCUUGCCUUCUGCCCAAGUUUCAUACCCUGGAAGGUCUUCACAUGCGCCACCCACCUGUAAGCUGUGUCUGAUGUGUCAGAAACUUGUCCAGCCCAGUGAGCUGCAUCCGAUGGCUUGCGCCCAUGCAUUACACAAGGAGUGUAUCAAAUUCUGGGCCCAGACCAACACAAAUGACACUUGUCCCUUUUGCCCAACUCUUAAAUGAUGGACCCGACUGGGGAGGAAGACAAGGAGAAACCGAUGUGAACAGGAAACGCGGGUUCAAGAUUUCUAAAACUCUAUAUUUAUACAGUGACAUAUACUCAUGCCGUGUACAUUUUUAUUAUAUAGGUAAUGUGUGUAUAGAAAGUCUGUAUUCAAACGUUCGUAAUGAAAGUAUGUAUAUAAUGCAGAUAUACCCUGUUCCCCCUCAUCUUGCAGUUCUUUUUGGGGUUGCAGACUGUAGGGAAUAUGACGUUUAAUUUGGCCUUGAAAUCAUGAGCCCUGCAUAGGAUGGUUGUCUAACCCAUUUUAGAAAGCUGCUGUUGCUCUAAGGCUAUCCUGCUUUGGUUUGGCUCAGCCUCUAGUCCAUUUCUGUAAGGCUCAUGUAUGCAGAAUUGAAGCCUGGUGCUCACCUGCUGUCCAACCAGAUGCCUUGCUUUGCAGGGGCCUCCAGAAGCUUUGGUGUUGUUUUAGCCACUCCAAUGAUAAAAUGUUACUGAUUGAGGGGGAAAAAUGUAACUCUGAUAGUUUGACUUUUUUCAUUGAACAUUUUACUGUGUUAAUGCUCAUUAUUUAUACAUUGAUAUCAGGUAUACAGGAUAUUCUGUUUUAUGUCAGUAAAAUCCACAGUCCAAGAACAUAAUCAGGUUCCAUUUCUCCCACCAUCUUCUGUCUGUUCUAUUUCCUGGAGAGAAAAGCACAAUUCACAGAUUUUUCCCUGGGCCUGGCAACUGUCCCUUGUCACUGGCUUGGCCUCCACUGAACAAUGACAGGCCAGCCUUGCAAAGUGCUCACCCUUCUCAUUCUUCUGGUCUCCUAAUCUAGCUAUCCUCUCCUUCAAAGGUUAAGGCAGUUGGUUCACAACCAAGUUGUUUGGUGACCUUGGGUGAGCUCCAGACAGGCACUGGGGUGAGAUGUCUGUGCAAAAUUAUUUGCAGAAUAAUCAUGGGAUGUUUGGAUUUUCAUUUGUGAAGCGAGGAAGUUAUUGGGGACACAUUCCCUGACUAGGAUAAAAUGGAGACAGUGAGAUGAAGAGGGUAGGACUUGACAGUCACAGCCAUGCUCUGUAGAUUCCCAUCUGGAGUGAGAUGGUUUUCCACCUCUGCUUAUUGAGUACUUCUGGUGUUUAUGUCUGGGACAUCUGUGGCUCAGAGAACCUUGAGUCUUUUCCAAUCUUUACUUUUACUCCUAUAGUAAAUGGCUUUAAUUACCUUCUUUUUUUUAGAAUUCAACAAGUGUUAACCAAGGAAAAAGAAAUUGGGUCUGGGGGAAGGGCAACAUUAUGUUACCGGCAAUUGAUGUUUUCACAUUCUGGAACUGGGAAAUGCUUGUUGAAUCUAGCAAUUUGUAUUAGGACAGCAAAGACUUUCUCCUUUCUGAGCUAACUAAAUUCUUUUGUUUUUUUCUUCCUUGCCUAUGAGCUUAUGGAUGAACUAUUUUCUUUUGCCUUAGUUGUCCAGGUUGAUUGACAAGCAUAUUUAGGGAACUGGAUUUCCCAGGAUUACCUUGACGUCUUAAAAGGGGAAUGGAAUGGCCUGAGUACUCAACUUUUUAGAGGUCAGGUGACCUACUUUCUUUGGUUAAUUAAGUACUUCUAGAAGUCUUCUUGUCUCCAGUGUGGUACUGUCUUGAACAGAAAAGGUGACAAAAUGGAAGAUGACGACUUCCUUUGUUCUUUUCAUGUGGGGGAUUCAUUUUCUGUCUUAGAAUCUUAAGAUUGUUCUCUCCCUUCAACUGUGCAGCAGCCUGGCACUGGCUGUGUAGAACCUUUCAGUGUCCCCUGAAAACUGUAAAUUGGAAGUGUGUAUAAAGAAUAUUGUGUGUAGCCAAACAUAGUGA
Onychomys torridus (southern grasshopper mouse) is the source of this 4504-nucleotide messenger RNA. RefSeq names its product ring finger protein 214 (gene Rnf214). The transcript has 15 exons. Lineage: Eukaryota; Metazoa; Chordata; Mammalia; Rodentia; Cricetidae. The record is from RefSeq and is a predicted model, not a curated record. The coding region runs from base 234 to 2669 and encodes 811 amino acids. Gene Ontology annotation, molecular function: ubiquitin-protein transferase activity.